AUGUCAAGCUUCACCAGUGUAUGUAUUAAAAUUAUUUUUAAAAUUUCACGGACUAAGGCAUUUGGUACAUUCAACUCUGCCUUUAUCAACAAAAGCCUUUUGCACCGAGAUGAGGAAAGCGUCCUUUUCAUUUUCCACACUAAAAAGGGAAAGAAAAAGGCCAACUGCUCGCACGCAGGUCUGCAUCUAACACAGCCGCCUCUGGCAAAGCCAGUAACUCACGUUCAACUUCAGAAACCCUGGUGGCCGGCAACCCACGAGAAAAGGCCUGCCCUUCCCCGCCGGGGGCCCCCGCUGGCUCGACGAGGCCCAAAUCUCGACGCCCUGCACGUCCCGUCCCGCCCCGCCCCGGGCCCGCUCGCGUCCCCUCCGGCGACAACACCCUCCUGCCGGCGUUCAGCCACGACUGACAGUUACGGCUGCAGCAGCCGCGGCCACCAGGGGCCUACUCCUGGCACCAGCGCCUCCGGACCACGCGCCCCCAAACACUCGCCUCGGCGGCGGCGGGGGAGGGGGUGGGGGGCGGGGAACCGGGGAUGCCGACCUCGCCACCGCGGGCCCCGAAGCCCGGCCGGGCGACUGAGGACGGGGGGAAGGCAGCGCCGCCUGGCGCAGGCCGCGACCACACUGACCUGUCGUCGCCCCCGCGCCGGGGCUGCGGCGGCCGCCUCACUGGUCGUCGUCGCCCUCGCCCGCCGCCUCCGCCCGCCACCGCCUCGUUCCCUUUCGCUGCCGCCACCGCCGGGGCUCAUGCGGGACCCGCGCUUCCUUCUUCGGAAACCAAGGCCGGGAAAGGGGGCGCCGGAGCCGCCGAAAUCCCGGCGUUCGUCGCCAGCCGCCGCUGCCUGCCCACACCGGGGGUCUGCGGGGCCCUCCGGGCAGGGGCUACAGGCCGCGAGCUAUUGCGAGGAGGAGCCGAAGGAGGCGCCGCCGCCCGCUGCUGAGCGCGCCGGGUCGGCAGAGGUGAAGCCAGACCCUGUGUCUCAAUAUCCAAGCAAAGAUACAAGGAGGCAGUUGGAUGUGGAAGUCUGCAGUUAGAGGAGAAUGAUACCAACUCGUCCUUCAUUCUUUGACUUGAUUGGUGGAGUUUCGAUCUCAUCCCCAGGCUGCAGUGCAAUGUCAGGAUCUCGGCUCACUGCAAACUCCGCCUCCUGGGUUCAAACGAUUCUCCUGCCUCAGCCUCCCGACUAGCUGGGAUUACAGGGACCUGCCACCAUUCCCAACGAAUUUUUGCAUUUUUAGAAGAAACCGGGUUUCAUAUGUUGGCCAGAUUCUGAGUUUUGAGAGGCUGGUGGCCUUACUCGUGUAGCUUAUCACUGCACCAAGCCAAGUUCCUGAAACACGGUGGAUGCUCCACCUGGAGAAAAGAUGCACCCAUGAUGCUGUUUUGAAAGAGGCCAACUCGUGCCUCCCUGAUUGAGUUCCGGCUUCUGCACCUGAAUGCAUAGCGGCCUGGGCGAGAGACCGUGGUGAGCAAUGACUCCGCAGAAAACCUGUGACUCGACGUGUGCCCUGAGCGUUCUCAGUUCUCUGACGAACAAAGCCGGACACCCGGCUCUUCUCAUCUCUGUGUCUGAUCCCAUUGCUGGAAAGGCCUUGGGGAAUUGUGUGUUUUAACGAUUUCACUGAGAAUAAAACCCAAAGCCCAGUUUCUUCGUUUGUACAGAAAAAUGGCACUGCUGACGUUAACCUUGUGUUACAGGGUAAUUUCAAGGAAUUGCUGCGGACCUUUUGUUUUUU
This is a messenger RNA of Callithrix jacchus (white-tufted-ear marmoset), 1740 nucleotides long. RefSeq lists its product as uncharacterized. NCBI's taxonomy places the organism in Eukaryota, Metazoa, Chordata, Mammalia, Primates, Cebidae. The record is from RefSeq and is a predicted model, not a curated record.